Halichondria panicea is the source of this 3590-nucleotide messenger RNA. RefSeq names its product sarcoplasmic/endoplasmic reticulum calcium ATPase 2-like. NCBI's taxonomy places the organism in Eukaryota, Metazoa, Porifera, Demospongiae, Suberitida, Halichondriidae. Gene Ontology annotation, biological process: intracellular calcium ion homeostasis; calcium ion transmembrane transport. The coding region runs from base 283 to 3294 and encodes 1003 amino acids. The record is from RefSeq and is a predicted model, not a curated record. The transcript has 22 exons. Gene Ontology annotation, molecular function: ATP binding; P-type calcium transporter activity; ATP hydrolysis activity. Gene Ontology annotation, cellular component: membrane.
GCACACGUAUGUACAUCCUAAAAGCAGCCCAACCAUCGUGCUAAACAAGUUUAUAAGUUGACGCAGUGCUAGUGCUUGUGUGACAGACGUUCUCCUGUUUCAGCUGGAUCUGUUGGAUUAAGUCAACUAGCAUUGCCCUUGGUGUCUAGUUUAUAUUCACAGCCACUGAAUAAACAUAACGAAAGUGUCGUAGCAACAGUGGUGUAGUCAGUGUACGUACUUCAAUUUGAACGUGUUUAAGUUUGCAUCGAUCGUGAGAUUUCAUUGGACGGACAGACGAUAAUGGAUCUCCCUUACACGAAGACGACAAAGGAGAUCUUAGAUCAUUACCAAGUCAAUGGGACGGAAGGAUUAUCAGAGCAAAGAGUGGCAGAGCAAAGAAAACGUUUCGGCACCAAUGAGCUGCCAGCAGAAGAAGGAAAGUCUCUGUUGGCGCUUUUAUUGGAGCAAUUCGACGAUUUAUUAGUGAAAAUUCUUCUCCUGGCGGCCGUAAUCUCGUUUGUUCUGGCUUGGUUUGAGGACGGUGAUCACCAGACUACAGCUUUCGUCGAACCUUUUGUCAUUCUUCUCAUUUUGAUAGCCAAUGCAAUCGUCGGAGUAUGGCAGGAGAGAAAUGCCGAGUCAGCAAUCGAGGCUCUCAAGGAGUACGAACCGGAGAUGGCCAAAGUGAUUCGCCAGGGGAAAGGGGGCGGAGUCUCGAGCAUACGAGCCAAAGAGCUGGUCCCUGGAGACAUUGUGGAAGUAUCAGUUGGAGAUAAGAUCCCAGCUGAUAUACGCCUCAUCACUAUUCACUCUACAACACUCAAGAUCGACCAGUCCAUUCUCACGGGUGAAUCGGUCACGGUCAUGAAGCACACUGACGCCAUUCCUGACACAAAGGCAGUCAACCAGGACAAGCUCAACAUGCUCUUCUCUGGCACAAACGUUGCGUCCGGCAAGGCUAGCGGAGUGGUGGUUGGAACUGGCCUCCUGACGGAGAUAGGGAAGAUCAGGGAUCAAAUGGUGAACACUGAGGACGAGAAGACGCCUCUUCAGCAGAAACUGGACGAAUUUGGAUCACAGCUCUCAAAGGUCAUCUCCGUAAUCUGCAUCGCCGUCUGGCUUAUCAAUAUCGGCCAUUUCUCUGACCCUGCCCACGGUGGCUCUUGGAUCAAAGGUGCCAUCUACUACUUCAAGAUUGCUGUGGCCCUAGCAGUCGCCGCCAUUCCCGAAGGUUUGCCAGCUGUCAUUACCACCUGUUUGGCUCUGGGAGCACGACGAAUGGCUAAAAAGAACGCCAUUGUUCGUAAUCUUCAUGCCACCGAAACUCUUGGCUGUACGUCUGUGAUCUGCUCUGAUAAGACUGGGACUCUGACAACCAAUCAGAUGUCAGUUAGAAGGCUGUUUGUGCUCAAAGAUGCCACUGAUGACAAGGCUGAGUUCUUAGAGUUCGAAGCGACUGGCUCCACCUACUCUCCUGAAGGAAAACUCUUAUGUGGUGGUGCGGAUGUGAGGAGUGGAGAGUACAGAGAUGCCCUCAAGGAGUUCAUGGAUAUCUGUAUGCUCUGCAAUGACUCUGGCCUUGACUACAAUGAGCGUAAGCAGAUCUACGAGAAGAUAGGAGAACCCACAGAAGUGGCCCUCAAAGUGCUAGCGGAGAAGGCUAACGUGCUCGGGGUGGAUCGAUCGGAUAUGACUGCACAUGACAAAUCAUGUGCCUGUUUCAAAGCAUCCAAGUCUGAGUUUGAAAAGAUCUUCACGCUCGAGUUUUCCCGAGACAGGAAGUCGAUGAGCGUGUACUGCAAGACUAAGGAUAACCAGCCCCUCAUGUUUGUAAAGGGAGCUACAGAGGGGAUCCUCGAUCGCUGUGCUUACCUCAGAAUCAACGGUCAAGACAAAGUACCUCUCACCGAGGAACUGAAGGAACAAAUCCUCGCCAAAGCCAUCAGCUAUGGAACUGGUGCUGACACGCUCCGUUGCCUCGGCCUAGCUACAGUGGACAACCCUGGACCCAGGGAGGAGAUGAACUUGAUAGACCCUGCAAACUUUGUGCAGUACGAGAGUGACAUGACGUUUGUGGGUGUGGUUGGAAUGUUGGACCCUCCUCGUCCAGAGGUCAAGGAAUCUAUACAGAGAUGCUUUCAUGCUGGCAUACGAGUCAUUGUCAUCACCGGGGACAACAAGUCGACAGCUGAGGCUAUCUGCAAGAAGAUCGGAGUGUUUGGGCCGACAGAAGAAUGUGCCGGCAAAUCUUUCUCUGGUCGGGAGUUUGAUGCCAUGACAACAGCCGAGCAAGCUGACGCAUGUGCCACGGCCAAGCUCUUCUCACGAGUGGAGCCGGCACACAAGAGCAAGAUUGUCGACUAUCUGCAAAAGGACGGCACUGUUGCUGCCAUGACUGGAGAUGGUGUCAAUGAUGCUCCAGCCCUCAAGAAGGCUGAGAUUGGAGUAGCCAUGGGAUCAGGAACAGCUGUUGCAAAGAGUGCCUCAGAGAUCAUUUUAGCUGAUGACAACUUCUCGACGAUAGUGUCAGCUGUUGAAGAGGGCAGGGCAAUAUAUAAUAACACCAAGCAGUUCAUUCGCUACCUCAUCUCCUCCAACAUCGGGGAGGUUGUUUGUAUCUUCCUGACAGCUGUCCUUGGUCUCCCUGAGGCCCUCAUCCCAGUGCAGCUGCUGUGGGUCAACCUGGUCACGGAUGGGCUCCCUGCCACGGCACUAGGAUUCAACCCACCUGACGUCGACAUCAUGGACAAACCACCGAGGCAUGUUAAAGACCCGCUCAUUUCUGGAUGGCUCUUCUUCCGUUAUCUGGCUAUCGGAGUGUAUGUGGGCAUAGCAACAGUGGGAGCUGCCACCUGGUGGUUCAUGUUCUAUUCUGGAGGCCCACAAAUCAAUUAUUAUCAGUUGUCUCACCACCUCCAAUGCACCAAUACCACCCUUGAGUUUUCUUCUCUGAGUAGCUGUGACAUAUUUGAUGACCUUCACCCCAUGACUAUGGCCCUCUCCGUCCUUGUUACCAUAGAGAUGCUCAACGCUCUCAACAGUUUGAGUGAGAACCAGAGUCUACUGGUGAUGCCCCCCACUAAGAACAUAUGGCUGCUGGGGGCCAUUCUCCUCUCAAUGACUCAGCAUAUUCUCAUCCUCUACAUUCCACUGCUCGCUCAGACCGUGUUCCAAAUAACACCGCUCAACCUGACCGAGUGGUUUGCAGUGCUCUGUUUCUCAGUGCCUGUUAUUCUGCUUGAUGAGUUGCUCAAGUUUAUGUCUCGUCAGCGUGAUUUCAACAAGUCCCCUACCAAGUUAAAGAAGGAGUAAACACCUUGACAGAGAAUGGAGCAUGGACUUAAUUUUAACAGUCACUCCAUCAGAGUAGCUGUGAUACAUAAUUUAUAGUACAUUAGACUGAGAAAAACUCAUGGAAAUCUCUAGGACCACUCAUAAUUAUAAUUAUACAUACAUUCAUGCAACAUGUAGAGUAGUUAGUAUAUUAAAUUUGGUUUUUCUUUACUUUCUUUCUUUUAUGCACUAAAUUCAAUUCUACGAUAAUUAUAUCUGCUGUAUUUAUUUCACACUACUCUCAACUAUUGCAGAAUUUUAGUGAUUUUUCAAUA